CCGCGUAAGCACCUGCUAGUACCAAGGUCGGUGUGCCACCUAUCUGUAUAGGUGGCACCUGCUUGGUUGCGUUCCUAUAAAUACCCAAACAAAUUCUCAUUUCAGAGAUAACGACCAAGGUCAUGCGGGCUAUGUCUAAGAAAAGAAAGGAAGCCGAGUUAACGGCAGGGGGAAUACGGGAUAAGGUACCGACAAAGCCGUUGAUAGUCAAUUUGGAGAGUCAGUUCAACCAGGCGGGACAGCAACAACCGUCAAGAAGCCGUGGCCAAGAGACCACACCAACCGAGCGCCAACUCACACAAGGCGCCCAGGUGGGAGAUUCAGGUUCUUAUCGGCAUGAGAUCUCUAGUGGCCCGGAAAGGCGGGCAGUCAGGGCAAUCAUUAGGCCUAGAAUAUCUCCGUUCACACAAGAGGUACUCGACCAGCAAAUGGAGAAAAUAAAGAUGUCGUCCUGUACGUAUGACGGUAAGGGGGAUCCAAAGCGGUAUGUGGUCGCGUUUGAAAGUCAUAUGUUGCUGUAUACAGACACCGAUGCUGUGUGGUGUAAAGUUUUCCCCACGACUCUUACCGGCGCAGCCUCGGAUUGGUUCUCCAACUUAGAGCCGGGAUCAAUUGACUGCAUUGAGACCCUGGCGGAGUUGUUCACAGGUCAGUACAUAAGUAAUAGUGCGAGACAAAGGACAUCUGGCGAGCUCAUGGCUAUUCAAAAACGAAAGGAUGAGUCGCUCAGAGAUUUCAUUAGACGCUUCAAUAAUGAAGCUAACACUAUACCGAAAUUGCAGCAAGAGAUUGCCGUGAUGGCAUUGAUGAAUUGGCUAGGUGACAACGACUUCAAAAAAUAUAUGUCGCGGAAAUGUUUCCCAAACUUAGGGGUAGCAUUUGCCAAAGCUCACGAAUACAUAAAAAGUGAGCAGCUGCUAAAAACGAGCCGUCAGAUAUCGUCGGCAGAGCCCUCCAGAAGGCAAGGUGAUAAUAGCUCGAAUUAACAGAUGGGUGGGGUAAGCAGGACGCUGCCGCAAGGCCAACAGCGAUCCGGAAGGCCGACAAGGGGAUUGGGUCGUUACAGUAGUUAUACGCAGUUAAACACCCCGAGAACGGCAAUAUAUUCAAUAAACCAGAAUAGAGAAGAUUGGAGUCGACCGGCACCGAUGAUAACGAAGGGUCGGGACGUGAAGAAGUAUUGCAUGUUUCACAGAGAUGUUGGUCAUUACACCGAAGAAUGUGUUCAACUAAAAGAGAACAUUGAGGAUCUUAUAAGGAAGGGACGAUUAUCCCAGUAUCGUACUCAGGCAGGUCCCAGCCGACAGCAAAAUUCACAGCCUAGGCAAACCGAGUACCGAAAGCAGGGGGAACAGUCAAUGUAAGAUGAUACUUACAGGCAGAAUCAUGCGGAAACGUUCAGACAGGGAGGUAAUCCGACAGGACGUAAAAUAACAAUCGACGUUAUCACGGGAGGGCCGGUAUACGGAGGUUCCGUAAGCGGGGCCAAGAAGAGUUUGUUGGAAUACCGACACCUAGUGAACGCUUUGAGCGUAGAAGAACGACCUCGGCCUUCUUCCAUGCUUUCGAUAUCUUUCACGGAGGAGGAUGCUAAGGGAAUAGUUUACCCUCAUGAUGAUCCGUUGGUGCUGAUACUGACGGUAAAUGGAGCAGAUAUCAAACGGACACUCGUUGACGGCGGGAGUUCCGCAAAUAUUCUAUUUGCUAGGGCUUUUGAUGCCAUGAGGAUUGGCCGAAAAUACUUGACGCCAGUGUCCUAUCCCGUGAUAGGCUUCAACGGAUCGACAGUACGACCUGAAGGUAGCAUUGUUCUUCAGGUUCGAAUGGGAGAGGGUCCGGCACUAAGAGAUGUCAUGGCAGAGUUUUUGGUGAUUGAUGUGCCAUCCGCUUACAACGCCAUUGUCGGUAGGCCUUUAAUUCAUGACGUGCAAGCUGUGGUGUCAACGUACCACUUAACCAUGGUAUAUGUAUCCAAC
Molecule: messenger RNA, 1976 nt
Organism: Chenopodium quinoa (quinoa)
Lineage: Eukaryota; Viridiplantae; Streptophyta; Magnoliopsida; Caryophyllales; Amaranthaceae
Exons: 2
Coding region: 123-986 (287 amino acids)
Source: RefSeq, a predicted model, not a curated record